Poeciliopsis prolifica (blackstripe livebearer) is the source of this 1977-nucleotide messenger RNA. It is a transcript of the gene tp53, whose product is annotated as tumor protein p53. Gene Ontology annotation, molecular function: DNA-binding transcription factor activity, RNA polymerase II-specific; RNA polymerase II cis-regulatory region sequence-specific DNA binding; protein binding. Gene Ontology annotation, biological process: apoptotic process; protein tetramerization; regulation of transcription by RNA polymerase II. The transcript has 11 exons. Gene Ontology annotation, cellular component: nucleus. Lineage: Eukaryota; Metazoa; Chordata; Actinopteri; Cyprinodontiformes; Poeciliidae. The record is from RefSeq and is a predicted model, not a curated record. The coding region runs from base 162 to 1184 and encodes 340 amino acids.
CUCCUUUGUUUUUUUUAAUGUGGGAUUCCCCGACAGCGUGCUUCAGUCCGUUCAAAAUAUUUUGGAAGUUGUCUGGGUGGAUUGAAGGCUUUCCCCUGAGAAAGACAUUGAGUCAACAUCUCUGAGCAGUGGUCGCACCGCGGCUGUGUGUGAAAGAGAGAAUGGAGGACAUGGACUACAGCCUCCCUCUGAGUCAGGACACCUUCCACGACUUGUGGAACAACGUGGUUUUGUCCACGGACAGUGGCACUCUGGGCCCAGCCUCAUUGGACCCAAAUAUGGUGUUUUGGGAGAAUCCUGAGGCUAUACCAGAGACCAAAUUUCUUCAGGCUGCACCAAUGGUUCCUGCUGUUUCAAAUUAUGCUGGAGAACAUGGGUUCAGCUUGUCAUUUAAUGACGCCGGCACUGCUAAGAGCGUCACCUCCACUUUCUCUGAAAAGCUUGGGAAACUAUUCUGCCAGCUGGCUAAAACCACACCGAUUGGGAUUUUGGUGAAGGAGGAACCUCCGGCGGACGCCAUCAUCAGAGCAACGGCCGUGUAUAAAAAGACUGAGCAUGUGGCAGAAGUCGUCAAGAGGUGCCCACACCACCAAAGUGAAGACUCGUCCGACAACAAGAGCCAUCUGAUCCGAGUGGAGGGCAGCCAGCUGGCCCAGUACUUUGAGGAUCCGUUCACCAAAAGGCAGAGCGUGACCGUGCCUUACGAACGCCCACAGCUGGGAUCUGAGACGACCACCAUCCUGCUGAGCUUCAUGUGCAACAGCUCCUGCAUGGGAGGCAUGAACCGGAGGCCCAUCCUCACCAUCCUGACCCUGGAGACCACAGAGGGGGAGGUUUUGGGCAGGCGGUGCUUCGAGGUCCGUGUCUGUGCCUGUCCAGGCAGGGACCGCAGGACGGAGGAAGAAAACCUGGAGAAAAACGGGACCAAGCAGACAAAGAAAAGAAAGAGCACUCCUGCUCCAAAUACUUCCACUGCUAAAAAGUCCAAGUCUGCCUCCAGUGGAGAGGAUGAUGACAAGGAGAUUUACACUCUCUCAAUUCGGGGCCGUAAUCGUUAUCUCUGGUUCAAGAACCUCAACGAUGGCCUGGAACUGAUGGAUAAAAUGGGGCCCAAGGUAAAACCGGAGAUUCCUGCGCCCUCCAGUGGGAAGAGGCUGCUGAAGGGGGGAAGCGACAGCGACUAGUUUACUCUUUCAUUUCUUCUGAUUUCUAUUUUUAUAUUCUCCAUUAUUCAUUUACAUUUGUAAUGGCAUUAUGUUUCCAAUAAAUGUAGUAAUUUGUCCUUUUUUUUCUAUAUUUUUGCAAUUGAUUUGUCAUCAUGUAAAGUAAUUGCUUAGUUACCGUUAAUAAUGUUGAAUUAAGUAUUGGCCAGUUUCGAGCCAAAUAAAGCUCUCCAGUUCAUGGUGUUAAAAGGAUUUUUUUAACUUACUAAGCUGUAUCUUUGUAUUUCCUUAGUUUAAAUAUUAGAUGAUUUCAGUGGAUUAGCAUUGGGGGUUUAUUUUUGGGAACAUUUUUUUUUUUUUUUUUUUUUUAAGCAGUAUUGGUAGAAGAGGGGCUGACUGGAUCACCCCCAACACUUGAGCCUUUUUAUAUAAAGCUGAAUGAACUUUACCAAAAAGCUGUGGCCCUGUUUUGAAAGCUAAUUUGACCUUGAAUAACUGACUCAGUUUUCCUGUCACCUACUGUAUUCAAAAUGUGCAUUGAGUCGCAUCCUUACAGCAGUAAAGUUGAUUAUUGUUUCCACCUUUGAACCAGUUGAACCACUUUAAGGCACUUUGGCUUGAUGUGACCAAUCACUGACUAAAUGACCACUCUGAACGUAAACACUGCCAGAGGACAUUUACAGGCAUUUCUGUAACGUUGUAGUUUAGCGAAAGGCUUCGGUUUCCUUUUGUAUUCUUUCAUUUUCUUGUAUUUUGUACUGACUUAAUGUUUUAUACUCGAGCUUUGAGCUGAAAUAAACAUAUUCCGUCUCAA